Molecule: messenger RNA, 6739 nt
Organism: Dromaius novaehollandiae (emu)
Lineage: Eukaryota; Metazoa; Chordata; Aves; Casuariiformes; Dromaiidae
Gene: TMEM168
Product: transmembrane protein 168
Exons: 5
Coding region: 331-2433 (700 amino acids)
Source: RefSeq, a predicted model, not a curated record
GGCGGCAACAAGCCCGGCCGCCGCCGAGCAGCCCCAGCCCGGCGCGACGCUGCCUGGCUGGCGCGGCGCAGGCCCCGGCGCCCAGCGAGGCCGCGGCGCUGUUUGAGCCUUCGCGCUGCCCGUAGCCGGGACGCCUUCAGCCGCAACAUGGCGGCGGCGCUGCGAGGGGAGUUGGGAAGUUUCCGGGGCGCCUGUUGAGGGACUUCAGUGAUUCUGGACCAUUGUUGUUGAAAUGAUAUUACAGAAGCCAGCUAUUGCAUUGUAUCUGUUGGAUGAAACCCAAAUAUUUACUUUCGGCCAAGUGGGUAAAAACCCUUAACUGCAGUUUACAUGUGUAGGUCACUGCGUUACUGUUUUAGUCACUGUCUCUAUGCAGCAAUGACAAGGUUAGAAGAAGCAAACAGAGAAGUGAACAUGCAUUCAUCUGUCAGAUAUCUUGGCUAUCUUGCCAGAAUCAACUUACUAGUUGCCAUUUGCAUGGGCCUUUAUGUCAGAUGGGAGAAAACUGCAGAUACACUGAUUUUGGUAAUAUUUAUCCUGGGGCUUUUUGUUCUUGGAAUUGCCAGCAUACUGUACUACUAUUUUUCAAUGGAAGCAGCAAGUUUGAGUCUCUCCAAUCUUUGGUUUGGUUUUUUGCUUGGCCUUCUCUGUUUUCUUAAUAAUUCUGCCUUCAAAAAUGAUGUGAAAGAAGAAGCUACUAAGUAUUUGCUCCUUUCCGCCAUUGUUUUAAGGAUAUUAUGUGCUUUGGUUGAGAGGAUUUGUGGCUGUAUCCAUCAUCGACCGACUCUGCUGACAACGGUUGAAUUUUUGGAACUGGUUGGAUUUGCAAUUGCCAGCACAACUAUGCUGGUGGAAAAAUCUAUGAGCAUUAUUUUGUUGGUCAUGGCUUUGGCCACGUUGAUUAUUGACUUACGUAUGAAGUCUUUUUUGGCAAUUCCAAAUUUGGCAAUUUUUGGAGCCCUUGCAUCCUUGCUGUUUUUUCCUUCACUGAAAAUUCCCACAAACCCAUUUGCCUUGGCAUGUUUCUUCAGUUGCCUAAUUUCAGAUCCGCUUCUUGAUGUUUACUUCAGUGGACUUUCAGUUACUGAACGGUGGAAGCCCUACUUGUACCGUGGCAAAAUUUGCAGAAGGCUUUCUGUCAUCUCAGUUGGAGUCAUUGAACUUAUCUUUUUCAUUCUUGCAGCCUUUAAACUAGGUGACUUGGAUCUCUGGUAUUUUGUGAUACCUGGUUUUUCUAUUUUUGGAAUUUUUUGGAUCAUCUGUCAUGUUAUUUUUUUUAUAACUCUCUGGGGAUUUCACACAAAAUUAAAUGACUGCCACAAAGUAUAUUAUACCCACAGAGCAGAGAACAACAGCCUUGAUAGAGUUAUGGCAUCUAAAGGAAUGCGUCACUUCUGUUUAAUUUCAGAACAACUCGUAUUUUUCAGCCUUGUCGCAACUGCUGUUUUGGGGGCAGUAUGUUGGCAGCCAACCAACGGGAUCUUCAUGAGUGCAUUUCUCAUUGUUUUACCUCUGGAGUCCAUGGCUCAUGGGCUCUUCCACGAGCUGGGAAACUGUUUGGGAGGAACGUGUGUUGGGUAUGCAGUCGUGAUUCCUACCAACUUUUGCAGUCCUGAUGGCCAACCAACUCUUCUUCCACCUGAGCACGUGCAAGAGUUAAAUCUGAGGUCUACAGGCAUGCUUAAUGCCAUCCAAAGAUUUUUUGCAUAUCACAUGAUUGAGACAUAUGGUUGUGACUACUCUACAAGUGGACUGUCCUUUGAUACUCUUCACUCCAAGAUCAAAUCUUUUCUUGAACUUCGGACUGCAGAUGGACCCAGACAUGAUACCUAUAUUUUAUAUUACAGUGGUCACUCACAUGGCACUGGCGAAUGGGCACUAGCAGGAGGUGAUGCAUUACGACUUGACACACUUCUGGAGUGGUGGCGAGAAAAGAACGGCGCUUUUUGUUCGCGACUCAUCAUUGUUUUAGACUGUGAGAACUCUCAGCCUUGGGUUAAAGAAGUAAGAAAAGUGAAUGACCAGUAUGUCGCUGUGCAAGGGGCAGAAAUGGCUAGAGUUGUAGACAUUGAGGAAGCAGAUCCUCCGCAGCUCGGUGAUUUCACCAGGCAGUGGGUUGAAUACAACUGUAACCCCAACAGUAACAUCAGCUGGUCUGAAAAGGGACGUACAGUGAAAGCAGUGUACGGUGUGUCAAAACACUGGAGUGACUACACUUUACAUUUGCCAACAGGAAGCGAUGUUGCCAAACACUGGAUGAUAUACUUCCCACGUAUUACCUACCCAUUAGUACAUUUGGCAAACUGGUUUUGUGGUCUCAAUCUGUUCUGGGUCUGUAAAGCGUGCUUUAGGUGCCUGAAAAGAUUAAAAAUGAGUUGGUUUCUUCCCACGGUGCUGGACACAGGACAAGGUUUCAAACUUGUCAAAUCCUAAUUAAGAACCAAAGAGGAACAUAAGUGGGAAUUCUGGGAACUUUCUCAUUUACAGACAACUUACAACUUUUUAUAGGACUGUUUUCUUUGAAUAAAUGUGCUAUGUCAGGAGCUAUGCUCACUUUGUUCAGCUUUUUGAGCAGCUACAGAAUAUGCAACAGUUAGAAACUGCAAUCUUAAACAGAAGAGGGUAGGACUAUAAUAUUCAGGUUUUGUUACUGAACUGCAUCUAAUUAUGUAAAAGACUUAUUUGAUACGACCAUGCAUUUUGGAGACAGUUUGCAUGUUCAUAUGUGUUACCUAGAAAGCAGCUUUUCAGAAUCACCAGUUUGAUGGACAGCGGCUCCUAUGAAUGUUAUGGCAUGCGUAUUUGUCAUUUAUAUUCACUGUUAGAUUCAAAUACAGGAAAGGAAGCAAGCUAAUAUUCAAUUCAGUGUAUAUGUCCUUGAAAUUAUAUGGUGGGGUCAAGGGUAUUAUAAAAUAGCACUGAACCAAAAAUUAAAAUAGAAAAAUGAAGAGGCAUUGUAGGUAAGUACCUACCAAGGAUGUUUAGUUUUAUUUGCUUUCACAUCUUUAGUCCCUGCCUGCAUUUUCUACUGCCGUCAAUGGGAAUUGGCUGGUAAAAAGAACUUUUCUGAUGACCCUGUAACGUUCUGUUGCUGCCCACCAGACAAGGGUUUUUCAAAUGCAAUUUUUAAAACAUUGUGUUACUUGCAAAACUCAGUAUCUUGCAGUGGUCUUUUUUUGUAAAUAUUCCCAGUAGUUAAUUCAUAUAUGGAAUAAAAAGUGUGCUGAGAGGUUUUUUUUCUCACCUGUUAGGGUGAUUCUGUCUUUUUCAGAUUCUUGUUAGUUUAUAUUUUGAAAAGCAACCCUGAAGAAGGAACUUAACAAAGAAAAUGAUCCAUAAAUAAAUAAAAAAAAAAACAGGAGGAAAUGCAAGUGUUGCCUUGCUUCCACAUUUACCUAGUCUUUGCCUAAGAGCUUGAUCCUGUACAAUAUUCAAUAUGGGGUUGGACCGAUGAGUUCAUUAAUUAUUUAAACUAAGAACAAACAGUUUGACUGAAAGAAGAAAUUAUUCCUUUAGGACAGAACCAAAUCCUGAGUAUUCCUGAGCUUUACUCUCCAGGCCGCUAAGUCCUAGUCUUAAUUCUUCCAGUUACAGAUUGUUGAAAGGGACUCUGGAAAUCCUUUCCCACGUUUCCUAUUCAGAGAAGCUGCACAGCUUUCUAAUCUGUUUGCUGAAGUACCGAAAAUCAGGAGUUAAACUGCUAAGCUGCUAAGUCAGUACAGUUUGUGGCAUUUUUUGCAUACAUGUGUGCAAUCUAGAAGAUCUAGAGUUUACUUUUUUUCCUGUUUUCAUCAGUAUUUUAAUUAAAAUGUUAGGCAUUAGUGAUAUUUGUCUAAAAUAUAAUUUAUUGAUUUUUUUUUAAUACCUGAAAAGAUGUUAGGAGCUCUUUAAUGCUUUGUCUUCAAGGACUUUUCUGAUUUCAUUUUAACUUUUUAGACAACUAAAUUAGAGAAUCUGCUAACACUUACAGCUGUUAAUAACUCCUGAAAAUAAAAAGUUGAAUUAAAUUAUGAGGUCUGCAAAAAGCCAGAGUAAUUUGCACCCACCAACUUCAAAAUGUUGAUUUCAGUGGAUUUACAAGGAACAGCCACUAAGUUUCUUCAUUACUAUAUAUGUUUUUUUUUUUUUUAAAGCAAACAAUCCACCACACAUACUCUUUGCCUUUCUCCAUCCCCUUCCAUAAAGGGAUAAGGAGAUGACCGGUCAAAUCAAAUAUACUACCGCAGAUCAGUUCCAUUGAGCUAUCUCAAAGUAAAUGCCUUAGCUGCAGCUAUGUCACAAAUUCCAGAGAGGUGGCUAUUCUCAAGUACGGUGGAGGGUAAUCACACCAUCCACCAUCACUUAUCCAACUGAAGUUCCUAAACUGGGAGCCUGAGGUAGGAGUCAUCUUUCUUAAAUUCAGAUGGCUGAAAGCAAGACAUCUAAAUCUGAGCUAGUGACCUGAGGCACUCCAUUUCUUAUCAACAAAGAGGAAUGGAUAUUUCCAAAGGAUGACUCAUUUGAUCUAUUUUAGGAUGAAGUAAAUUGUCCUGUGGUUGGGCCCAUUAGUUUUGUUUUGUUUUUGCUGAGCAGAAGUAGAAUCUUAGGUUCACAUACAUGUGACUAUCUAACUUUCAGAUGCUGAAGUUCAAGUAGACAAAGCCCUUGCUUCCAUUUAAUGACUUUAGAGCACUUACGUCCUGAGUCAUCCUCUGGAGCCUUCCCUGGGUGCGUAAGCUCCUUCAAGUACCAAAAUUGCAUACUUAACGUUAGGCUGAACAGGCAUCCACCGAGUUCCAUAAAAGAAGCAGGCCCUCCUCAGUAGAAGUCAUUUUCAGUCAUUUCUGAACAGCAAACCUUGAACAGAAAAGAAAUGUUGCAUGAAGGCAAUUGUUUGGUUUGUAAAAUUAUUUUGAUUGCCCUUUUAGCAAAAAUUCCUCUGAUUGCAACACAAACUAUUUCAACUAGAGCACAAAGGCAGACUUUACAACACAAAGUUCCUUUAAAGCAACAGUGUAAUACCGAAUAGUCACAACAUAAACAUCUGACAGUAAGAAGUGAGUUCUUUUUUAUUUUCAAAAAGGCUGUGAACACCAACCAUAACACUUCCCGCUAAUUAUAAUGGGUAAAUCUUACUCUGUAUGUGCUACUGCUACAUUUUUAUGAAUGUCAUCUGUAUAUUUUUCUUUUUGUACAACCAUAGGAGCAGUAAGUUUGGCAUUCCUCACCUGUCCUGGGACAGUGAGUAGACUAAUGUGGACUAUCCUUGCUGUGAUUUAGUGAUGGACCCAUUUGGGGCAAAACAAAUACAAUGGUGCUGGUCUUUUGCCUCUGUUUAUUAAAUAGUUGCAGCUUACUUAUCAAACCAUUGGAUUUUCUCUAGGAUAGACUAGGUGAUCUUUAGCAGUUUGUUGAAUGAAGAGUCAGCUAAACAUGUAGCAAAAAGGUUAUUGGCAAAACUAAUCAUGUGUUUGCAGGUUUUUUCCUGUUUUCUCAAUUAAAGAAUUUUAGUUUUCUGAAUUUCAGAUAGUUUUAACAAAGUAUUUCUACUUCAAUUUUGUUUUCUUUUUAAACAGCAAAGGCAUGGUGAAAAUGCUAUGUUAAACUAAAAGAUGUGUUUACAGCCAUGCAAACUGUGAGGCCUUUCUUGGACAGAGACUGUCCUUUGUGUUUCAAAUCAAAACAAAAACUGGGGUGUAGGAUGAUGAGUCUCAGGAACUCAGUAUUAAUUCCCCACUUCAGCAGCAACCAGUAUCAAAGCAUCCUACUGUGACCCACGUUCCCACGCGAGGACCAGGGUGAGGGCAGCGCGCUCUCAGGUUUCGGGCACUCAUGCACUUCUGUGGGUCACUGCUCAGCCCCAGCUCACACUCACGCACAUGCCUUUAGAGGGACUCCACCAGAAGGACCCUAAGGCAGUGACUUGUCAUCCCUCCACUGUUCCCUGUAUGAAAAUAGGGCAAAUUUUGAAAGAGUAAUAUAAAUCAUAUUCCAAAGAAUGCUACAUAUGCUAUUAUUUAUAUACAAGUUAUUUUUCUUGAGCUGUUACAUGCUUAAGAAUGAAUUGCGUGGCUUGAGAAAGUUAAAGGUCUAAAUUUUUUUUUUUAAGAUUCUUGUCUCUACUGUAUAUUCUAAAUUUUGUUAUAAAGUUUGUUAAAAUUUAUAGCACAGCAGUAAUUUUAUGUUGACUUGGUUUCAUUUACAUGUAUAGUAUCAAUCUUGCUGAAACAUCCAAAUGCACUAAGUCCUACAAACGUAAGUCUUCAAAAGGAAUUCAAAUUGCAAAUUCACAGUAGUGUUUUUCUCUGAAUAAGUAUGGGGGGAAAAAAGCCAUUCAUCUUAAUUUUUGCACUACCGGAGUUACAUAUUUGCAAUUUGUUAUUUUUUGUAUGUCUUGUGAUUGUUGUUGUCUGGCCUUUGGUUAAAGUUUUUCUUAGAAAUAACUUCUUCAGCCUUCUUAGUUUUCCCUUUAUUUUGCAAAGGCAUAAUUAACACUGUGGUAGAUGUAAGCGUCUAUGUUGCCGGCACCAGACAAUAUAACUGGGUUAAAGUUCUUGUUUAUAAAUACCUUGUUGUGGGAGGAUUUUUACUGGACAUACCGAUUUUAGAUUUGUAAAUAGAUUUUUGUGUAUUUGUGAUAUUGCUUAAAUAUAUUUUGCUGUUUUGGAUGCUCAUUUCCAUUUCAUGUUUUUCUUUAUGCCUCAGUCACUUCCAGAAUUUCUGUAUUCGCUCUUGAAUUACAUGUGGUUUUUUUUCAGUA